Pollicipes pollicipes is the source of this 534-nucleotide messenger RNA. Its product is annotated as LWamide neuropeptides-like. The coding region runs from base 1 to 534 and encodes 177 amino acids. The transcript has 2 exons. NCBI's taxonomy places the organism in Eukaryota, Metazoa, Arthropoda, Thecostraca, Pollicipedomorpha, Pollicipedidae. The record is from RefSeq and is a predicted model, not a curated record.
AUGAAGGAGCCGUUCGGCGUGUCACCCACCAAGACCCGCGGUCGACUCAGGGAGCCGCGGCUCGCCUCCUCUGACGUUAGGGAGCCGCAGCUCGCCUCCUCCGACGUCAGGGAGCCGCAGCUCGCCUCCUCUGACGUUGGGGAGCCGCAGCUCACCUCCUCCGACGGCAGAGAGCCGGGGCUCGCCUCCUCCGACGUCAGGGAGCCGCAGUUCGCCUCCUCUGACGUUAGGGAGCCGCAGCUCGCCUCCUCCGACGUCAGGGAGCCGGGGCUCGCCUCCUCCGACGUCAGGGAGCCGCAGUUCGCCUCUUCCGACGUCAGAGAGCCGGGGCUCGCCUCCUCCGACGUCAGGGAGCCGCAGUUCGCCUCUUCCGACGUUAAGAAGCCGCAGCUCCCCUUCUCUGACGUCAGGGAGCCGCGGCUUCCCUCCUCCGACGUCAGGGAGCCGCGGCUCGCCUCUUCCGACGUCAGGGCGUCGCAGCUCGCCUCCUCCGACGUCAAGGAGCCGCAGCUCGCCGCAGCUCCCCUUCUCUGA